AUGAAGCCCGCUACUAUCUUGGGAACCGUCGCUGCCCUUGUCCUGGGAAAUGUAAUGGGCCAGGUAACCAUUACAAUCCCCGGGCUCCCUGACCUGCCAACUAUCUCCAUCCCAACGCUUUCGAUCCCCAACAGUGUCUCUUUCCCCAAUCUUCCAACCAUAUCUAUCCCUACAACGCUCCCGACAUGUCUCCCAAAUCUGCCAACUACGCUCCCAUCAAUCACUUGGCCUACUCUCAUGGCUACCGAGCCUACCGGUGAGCCGGAAAAUGUCAAGAAACCCUCGGUUCAGGGCAGAUUCGAGCGGAUGCAUCCGCGCCAGGUUGCGCGGGCUGACGCUUAG
Molecule: messenger RNA, 342 nt
Organism: Aspergillus puulaauensis
Lineage: Eukaryota; Fungi; Ascomycota; Eurotiomycetes; Eurotiales; Aspergillaceae
Exons: 2
Coding region: 1-342 (113 amino acids)
Source: RefSeq, a predicted model, not a curated record